AUGUUCAAGGUAAUUGGUAAUGGGGAAAAAGGUACAACGAUCAUCUAUUGUGAUAACAUGUCAACCAUCAAGAUGUUAAGGAAACUGGUUAUGCAUGGGAGGAGUAAAUAUAUUGAUGUUCGCUUUCAUUUUAUGAGAGAUCUGUGCAAGGAUGGAAAGAUUGAAUUGCAGUAUUGCAAGAGUAGAGAACAUGUUGCAGAUAUUAUGACCAACAUUAAAGCAUCCUGUGUUCGAGAAGCUGAGGAACAUGCUUGGAGUUUUCUCAAUUCGACGUAUUGA
This is a messenger RNA of Prunus armeniaca (apricot), 279 nucleotides long. NCBI's taxonomy places the organism in Eukaryota, Viridiplantae, Streptophyta, Magnoliopsida, Rosales, Rosaceae. The record is from the annotation of a GenBank genome assembly.